AAGUUGGCAUACUCCCUUCUGUUUUUCGAAUUCCGUAGCUUUACAGCUUGUCAACAAACACAUUUUUAGAAAAAAUAAUAAUAUUUUAUAAAACAUGGCGCGCUUUUAUUUAUUGAUCAUCUUUAUACUUGGAAUGUUUUUUUGCGAUGAGGUCGCUUCGCGCGAACCCAAAUGCAUGGUGAACGAAACUCGGGGACAUGCGGAUUCCUACGCCAUCGACUUUGGGAAACAUGCCUUUAUUACAGAUGAACUUACGGCCCUAGAGAAGGGUAUGGAUAUAUUAAAUUCGAUAGUGACAUGGACAUUUGAAGUCCUACGCAAGGAGUUGAGAAGGGAGCUCGAGCAAGUGCGACAUAAUAUGAUCGUGCUCAGUGAACUUCGUCGCCGAAACCACAAGAUCAUGAUGAAGAAACAAAAUAUGCGGGCUAAAAGCAAACCAAGGACUUAUAAAAACCCAAGGAGAAGAGCAGAUGAGGUGAAGGAGUUUUAUGAUACGAUGGUGAAUCGCCUGAAUGCCACCGGGCGAAUCUUCCUGAUUCAUCGACCAACCGUAUUUAACCAUCAAUUCCUGCUGGAGAGCAACCAAGUUGACUUCUUCAAGGUACGCGGCCUUAGGCAACCAAACAUUACACUCCAAGCCAUCGAUUGAAAAUCACACACUUUUGAACUGAGAAGAACAUAUUUAAUGAUUUCCUAAACUUUAUACUAGUAAACAUUAAAAUCUCGUAAGUUAUUAUUAUUGA
Messenger RNA from Drosophila ficusphila, 743 nucleotides. RefSeq lists its product as uncharacterized. NCBI's taxonomy places the organism in Eukaryota, Metazoa, Arthropoda, Insecta, Diptera, Drosophilidae. The transcript has 2 exons. The record is from RefSeq and is a predicted model, not a curated record. Bases 95 to 649 code for a protein of 184 amino acids.